AUGACCUCCCAAGCGUCGCCGUUCUUGCACCCUGGGACAGUCGCGCAAAAGGAUCGUCUGGCGAUAAUCCAUCUCAAACGCGACCUGCAGAAUCCGAUUCUUCUCAAGGCCACGGACGAGGACGAUGAGGGGUAUGCGGAGGGGAAGGUCGUGAAUACGCGAUUCGGAUCGUUUCCUCAUACGAAGUUAAUUGGAUUGCCAUGGGGCUCACAGGUGCGCGCUGUAAAGGUAGACACUGGGUCUAGAGGGAGACGGCAGCCGAAGAAGAGGAAGUUAGAAGCGUCGUCAGAGGAUCCGGGGCACCUGGAGAAGAUUGCGAAAAUCAGCGAACAAGAAAGCGGUCGUGGCGACGGCGUUGUGAAGAUUGAAAGCCCUGCAAGCGUGGAUGUGGGAACGCUACCCAAGGACGAUGCUGAAGCUUCACCUGCGGCUACUGGAUUCAUUCAUUUACUACCACCUACCCCCGAGAACUGGACGAGCUCGUUACCACAUCGAACACAGGUUGUAUACACGCCAGAUUACAGCUACGUGUUACAUAGGAUUCGUGCGCGGCCUGGAACAAGUAUCAUUGAAGCGGGCGCUGGAAGUGGUUCAUUCACACAUGCCUCUGCAAGAGCAGUGUUUAGUGGCUACACCAAGGAACGGUAUGAAUCAACAAAUGGUCAAUCAGUAAGGAAACAUCUUGGAAAAGUCUGGAGUUUCGAAUUUCAUGAACAGCGACACGAGAAGCUGCAGCAGGAGCUGAAAGAUCAUGGUUUGGAAGGAUUAGUAGAGGUGACGCAUCGAGAUGUUUGCGAGGAUGGAUUUUUGGUGGAUGGCAAGAGUCCACAAGCAGAUUCAAUAUUUCUAGAUUUGCCUGCUCCAUGGCUUGCGUUGCCGCAUCUCGCCAGAUCCAAACCAAAACCCAACCAAAUAGACUUAUCAGCAGGAGAGGUGAAAAGCGAGCCGGAUACGUGUGAGGCAUUCGUGUCGCCAUUGAAUCCUCACUGUCCGGUGCACAUAUGUACAUUUUCACCAUGUAUUGAACAAGUGCAGAGGACCAUGUCUGCAAUGAGAAGGUUAGGAUGGGUGGACAUUGAGAUGGUAGACUUGUCUCAGAGGCGGUUUGAGGUUCGACGAGAUCGUAUUGGCAUUGAUAAUGGUAAUCAACAUGGUGUUCUGUCAACACCAAGCAGCGUCGAUGAAGCUGUAGCCCGUCUGAAAGACGUCGAGGGCAGCUUCAAGGCCUUCCAUGAGACUGGUGAAAAAGCCGAGAUCAGGAAGCGAGAUAGAGGCAACCCGAAUAGCAAAGACAAGAUCCUUGAGAGCUUAGUGGGUCGUAAGAUAUACAAAGAAGGUAAUCUUGUACACCGGGCGGAGCAAGAAUUGAAGACACAUACCAGCUAUUUGGUAUUUGCUGUUCUGCCGAUUGAAUGGUCAGAGGAAGAUGAAGCACAGGCACGGCAGAAGUGGGAGGAGAAGAUUGAUCUCUCUGUAACUCAAAAUCCUGCCGUCGAGGCGGCGGUAUCAGGGACGAUGAGCAAAAGGCAACAGAAAAAAGCAGCUAGACAAACUGAGAAGGACAAAAGAGCUGCGACGGCUGUGGACGCAGAAGCUGUUGUAGUUGAGGGUGAUGUAGCGAGCGUUCCAGUCGUGGUUUCUGAAAAGGAGUCAACGCCUGGACCUAGUGAUACUACCAUGUCAUAG
Molecule: messenger RNA, 1686 nt
Organism: Glarea lozoyensis ATCC 20868
Lineage: Eukaryota; Fungi; Ascomycota; Leotiomycetes; Helotiales; Helotiaceae
Product: S-adenosyl-L-methionine-dependent methyltransferase
Exons: 1
Coding region: 1-1686 (561 amino acids)
Biological process (GO): tRNA methylation
Cellular component (GO): tRNA (m1A) methyltransferase complex; nucleus
Source: RefSeq, a predicted model, not a curated record